Molecule: messenger RNA, 9243 nt
Organism: Schistocerca gregaria
Lineage: Eukaryota; Metazoa; Arthropoda; Insecta; Orthoptera; Acrididae
Product: constitutive coactivator of peroxisome proliferator-activated receptor gamma-like
Exons: 4
Coding region: 288-2066 (592 amino acids)
Cellular component (GO): nucleus
Source: RefSeq, a predicted model, not a curated record
AGUGUUUACAAAUGUGUCGGAGUGGUGGGUUGUCCGAAUAUUUCUGUGUGCAGUGUUGGUUACAACUAGUAUUUAUGAAGACGAACAGAAGUGGCACAAAGCACAAGAGCAUAGAACCAACGCAUUGAAGCAUUUAUUCCCGCAUUCCAGUUCACAUCAACCACAGGACAACUACGAUGUAGCUUUACCUUUUGGUGAUCUACGUUGGGUGCAGCUGCCCCCUGGUAUUGUGGUAUCGGCGACUUAAAAUUCGCAACAGUAUACAGCGCUAGAACGGAAGAAGUGCGAUGGGUAUCUGGGGCCUUCAGUCGUUCAUUGAUGGAAAACAAUGGUACGAAGAAGUGAACAUCAGAGACGUCGCACAGGAAUGGAGGCGCACAAAGACUGUGGAGCCAGUCAUUGCUGUUGAUGGUGCUGCCUGCGCCAGGCACAUAUACGGUACGGCAGAUAAGUUUUGCGGCGGUCAGUACAAGCAAUUCCGGGAGUCGUGCAGAACUUUUGUGCAGAGAUUUCGUGACAGUGGGAUCCGGUUAGUUUUCUUCUUCGAUGGCAUACCAGUAGAAGAAAAGAUGAAUGCUUGGGCAAACCGAAGAAUGUAUAGAUUGUUGCAGAUAUCGCAACUCUUUGCCGAUUUUCGUGCAAGACGUCUUACGAAAGAGACUAAGAGGAAAUUCUAUUUGACGCCAGAGGCCGUGGUGCCCACUGCAAGAGUCAUUUUUUGUACCGAACUGGACUGCAAAGUGCGUGUAGCAACCGAAGAUUGCGACAAUGAGCUGGCCGAGUACGCCGCUAGGGAAGACCAUUGUCUCGGCAUUAUAUCCAGCGACACUGAUCUGUUGGUGCACGAGGGAGUCCCGUGCCUCAUCCUUUUCAAACAUCUGAAGAUGACCAGCAGCUUAAAUGCGCGACGCUACAAUCCUGCCGACAUAGCCUCGAAACUGGGACUCCGGCGCGAACACCUGCCAGUCUUUGCGUCAUUCGUCGGCAACGACAUCAUCAUUAGGUCGCAGCUGGAAUCACUGCACGACAAGCUUUUUUCACGCUACGGCAAGGGCACCAGGGUCGAGAACGUCGCCAAGUUUGUCAGGGAUGGGCCGCCGGAGGAUGUUCCAGCUCUGUGUGCCUACGCCUUCGACGACCAGCCGAAUCACUUGGAGGACGAAGUGAGAGCGAGUAUCGACAGCUACAGGCGCGUGAACCCGGUUGCAGAGGAGCCGACUGGCGACGGCCCGUGGGGUGAACUGCUGCGGUUGGCCAAGGAGAGACACGUGAACUGCAAAAUGCCUGCCGUGGUGUACGCCGUAAUGAUGCGCAGGCGUUUCCGCAUCGGUGAGGUUCUAGAAGACCUAGCCAGGCAGCGCCCAACCGGAUUGGUGCUUCGGCCCAUGAGGGCCAGACUGUACGCUGUUCUGCUUCGAGAGCGAGGCCCGGACUCCGCCGAAGUGACAGAGAUGAUGCCCAUGGGCAUCAACGACAUACGCGAGGAGUCGGUGGCAGCGGCUCAGCUACCCACAAGCGUCCUUCACCCCGGACUUCGUGCCUUGUGGCAACAGGAGGACGUCGCGGGCCGAGACCAGCGGUGGCGGCUCUUCGCGUGGGUGACGUCACCACGGGUGAACCUUCCGGCGCUGAGGUCCGUGUGGCCAGCGCACCUUGCGGUGCCCGCUGUCGCACUCUCGUACCUGCGCCACGACUGUAACCCCGCCGCCCUGGGACAGACGGAGGCCGCGGUCUUCGCAGCCGUCGCCGUGGCCGUCGGCGACGCCUCCGCCAGCUUCCUCGCAGGUCCGGAUGUCGAGAGGGUCAACGUACGAGCCGUCUACUUGGCGACGCUCUUCGUGCGUACGGUGCUGCACGUGCUCGACGCAGCUGCGGCGUGCGGGCUCUCCUUCCCGACCGAGAAAGACUGCCUUCUGGAAGCCUACUUUGAUGGAAGAUACUUCCACGACGUGUACGCCGCGACUAUGUCGCAGCGACUGCGUGACCCGAGGCACUACCUUCAGUGGCGUGCCUCGUACGAAGCACAGUUUCAGCAGCUGGUAGAUGCAAUCGAAAGCACCAACUGAAGACGUUUGUAGCCCUUGGGGGCCCUUAACGCUCUCUUCUCGAGUCAGAAGGUUGGUUUUAUGUAGCUCCCCAAGAUGGCCAGUCUUGUGCAAGCUCCGUCGUCUCUUAAUUAUCUGCAUAAUUACGCUGUCUGAUCAAAGUAUCUGGACACCUGUUAGUGGACAUUAAUAAGGGGCGUGUUGACUCUUCGCCUUUAACUGUGCCGGGGUCAAUUUACAUGCGGAACAGAGCCGAUAUUGGACGCAUCGGGUAUAGAACGUCCUGAUUCACCAGUAGGUGUUCCACUGGCCUCAGAUCGGGACUCUCGUUAGGCCAGUUCAUUUCAGGGACGUUCGCCCCUGGUAGCUGAGUGGUCAGCGCGACGGCUGGGUCGGAGAUUUUUUCUCCGCUCAGGGACUGGGUAUUGUGUUGUACUUAUCAUCAUCCUUUCAUCCCCAUCGAGACGCAAGUCACCGAAGUGGCGUCUACUUGAAAGACUUGCACCAGGCGAAAGGUCUAUCCGACGGGGGCCCUAGCCACACGGCAAUUCCAUUUCAGGGACAUUGUUGUCCACAAACCAUUGCCCCAGAAAUGCUGCUUUAUGACAGAAUGCAUUGUCAUACUGAUACAAUUAAUCACCGUCUGCGAACUGUUUCUCUAUUGUACGCCUACGCAGUACACAUCGCUGUAAAAUGUGUUCCUAUCGUUUCGCAUUUAUCGUUUUCUUACGUAAAAUAACGGGAUCACACCCUAACCAUGAAGCACAACGCCAUACCGUAACACCAUGGUUCACAAUCUGCAGAUAGUUGUCCCCUGAGGGGUAAAAUGUAAUUUCUGUCAGGUAAAAAAGAAGGGGUUCAAUUGUGUCUGGGUCAUAAGAUUGAAGAAUUUUUAGGAGAUCAUUACUAUUAUCACUAUUCUGUGAAACUGAUUACAUAGGUUACUAAUAUUCUUUCUUUCAAAUACUGGCUUUUAGAUGGAGGUCACAGCUUCUGAAACGAAUGUAUGAACAACGUGUUCCUCACUAAAUGCGUGUUUUGUACUUUGUUCCAUCCAUCCAUGACAGUAAAACAGACAUGUACAUUACACAUGAUUAAGUAUCUCAGGAAAAUGGCUUCUCUGAGUUGUAAGUAGUUCCCUCAAUAGACCAGAAAGUGCUUCAUUAUUCACUUGCAAAUAUAAACGAAAUGGCAGCACAAUACAACAGUAACUAUGUAAUAUGUUAUUACUAUUAUUAUUUUUAUUAUUAUCAGUGACAGUGAUCAGAAAAAAGCAUUGGCAGCCUGAUGUCAUCAAAUUUUCGUCAGUUCAGAACCAAGGAGACAAGUAAUCAAGUGAUUUACAAGCAGUAGAUCUAAGUAUAGUGCACACGUUUUAAUUUAGUUUUUAAAUGGAAGUGCAGGGUUUGGGUGAAGCAAGUAUCACUGGGGAGAGGAGUGGUGCAGAGAAGGAAUGUUCUGUAAGAAGUGUCCACCUUCGUUGUGGAUAGAUAGCCUUCUUUUCUCAGCAGUGGUAGGUAGCAUUCAUUCUAUAAAAUGCAGUAUCAGUCUUCGAAGUGACACACUAGUUCGUGAUUUAAUAAGGCAAAUACAAACGCUAAAUACGGGGGCCGUUCAGUAACUAAUCCAACACAUUUAUUUCUGAAACCAGGUUGGUUUUAUUCAGGAUUACAACACACCAUAUCAUUUCACACUCUUUGGGCUGUCUUUCAACACAAUCUCCGUUCAAUGCGAAGGCCGUAGCCACCUUAUUUGGAGGGCUUGUAUGCCCGUAUGGUGCCACUCUACUGGUCUAAGUCGGAGCCACCGUCUUGCAGCACCAGUAACCUCCCCACCGAACUGCUUCCCGCGAAGGGCGUCCUUCAUCGGGCCAGAAAGACGUAAGUCGGAAGGUGUAGGGUGGAUGAGGAGGAACAGUUCAAUGAAGUUUUGUGAGCUUCUCUCAUGUGCGCAAACUUGGGUGAGGCUUUGCGUUGUCAUGGAGAACUAGAAUUUUGUGUGAAUUUUUGUAGCUGCGAACACGUUGAAGUGCAACACUGCGGAGUCACAGCUGUGUGCAGCUGGCCGGCACCAGAGAGAUCGGACAAGUUUUGCGACCUUCUUGUGAUGACUGACGUCUCGCCCAAGGACUCGGCAGGCUUUUAUUCACGGCAAAGUAGACAGUCUGCAAGCGCCUACAAAUAUUUGCGAUACUCUAGUUUUCCUACGAAAGAAUCUCAAUGACAGCUACCUGUUUGGAACCUACUUCUUUUACAGACGACAUUUUGAAGAGCACGUAUAGCGCCGCCAUCUAUCGGAACUUUAUGAAACUAUAGGGGCUGAUGCAGAAAUAUUCCACGAUGUCGCACAGCAAAUUCCACUUUUUUUUAACCUAGAAAAAAAAUGUGUUGUAUCACUCAUUGAACACCCCACACGAUUUAAAGAAAGAAAGCGCUCAGUGAAAAAUUUUUUGCGUUCAAAAGUUUAGUUUGGCAUUAAUGUUGUUGAUAAUAGGAGGAUGGCGGAAGGGCAGACGGCAGAGGGAUGCUACCUGAUGUCUGAUUGCAGUCAGGGAUAAUAGAAAGGUUGGAGACAACUGCCGUAACACCACCUCCUCCGUAUCUCCUAGUCGGCAUUAGUCUUGACACCAGGUAUUCUCCAGCUAUUCCGUUGGAUUGUCACGGGGUAUAACGUGAGUUAUCCCUCCCCAACACACGCGUUUCCAUUUAUACAUUUGUAAGCUGCGCAGCUCUAUGCAUCACUUACAGUGUUGCUUAGCAUUGACUACAGAUAUGUGUGGCCUGUGAACUGCCUACGCACAGUCUACCGGUGGCACUUUCGAUCUCACGAAUGGUUCCUUGGGCUGAUUUUAUGCGAUUUUUUACAACCACCAUUCGCAUUUACACCCCACAGUAACAUCACCAAUAGUUACCUUUGGCAGCUUUAGCAGCAGCAGCACUCCGUUCAGGCCAUAACUGGCCCAUCGGGACCAUCCGACCGCCGUGUCAUCCUUACUGAAAAUGCAGAUAGGAGGGGCGAGUGGUCGGCACACCACAUCCCGGUCGUUAUGAUGGUUUUCUUUGACCGGAGCCGCUACUAUUCUGUCGAGUAGCUCCUCAAUUGGCAUCACGAGGCUGAGUGCACCCCGAAAAAUUGCAACAGCGCAUGACAGCCCGGAUGUGCACCCAUCCAAGUGCCGGUCACGCCCGACAGCGCUGAACUUCGGUGAUCUGACGGGUACCGGUGUAUCCACUCCAGCAAGGCCGUUGCCCUUUGGCAGCUAUAGAACAGCUGAAAUGGUCCUGAUGGAUUUGUUUCUCAGGUGCCAUGCACAUUCAAAGUCAUUAAGCCUCCUUGACUGACUUGCUCUUGCGUUUGGUUCUAUAAUGGCAAUGCUACACAUCCUGUCUCCUUUACACUCGCGCUUCCGCCUCUGUUGAUAUCUGGUGGUCAAGUCUGCUUUUCACAGAGGUGCCCAGAUACUUUUGGUCAGAUAGUGUAUUGCAACCAACAUCAAUUUCAUUUGAACCUGCUGACUGUAUUCAAACCCGGCUCUCCCUCAACAGCUUUUGAACCUCCUCCUUCCCUCCCCCUACACGUCCCUCCAUUGGGUAAUUAAGAGGUCUUGGACGCUUCAAGAUGUGAACUUUUAGUCAGAUACUUCGAUAGAUUUCUUUUUUCCACAGUUCUGCUCAGUACCUCCUCACUAGUUAUUCGGUCUACCCACGUCUGUAAAGAAGAUUUGCAAACACUAAAAUUUGUAUUCAGCGUCAAGAACUUCCACUUUUUCAGUAAUGCUUUUCUUUUGCCAGUAUGCAUUUUGAUCCUCUCGACCUCGGCCUUCAUCACUUAUUUUGUUGAUCAAAUAGCAAAAUCUGUGUACUACUUUUAAUCUGAAAUUUCCUAGUUUCCUCAGCAUCGCCUGAUUACUUCAACUACACCCUAAUCACCCUCUUUUAUUUUUGCUGAUAUUCAUCUUACGAUCUCGUUUCAACGCGCUGUCCAUUCGAUUCAACUGCUCUUCCAAGCCAUUUUCCGUUUCUCAAAGAAUUAAAAUGUCCUUGGCAAAACCUCAGAGUUAAAUAUUUCUACAACCUGAAUUUAAGCUCACACUCUAAAUUUCUCCUUGGGCUCCUUUACCGUUCGCUAAAAGAACAGAUUGAAUAACAUUGGGCAUGUACUACAGCCGUGUCUCACCCCCUUUCUCAACUAAUACUUUCCUUUCAUGCAUUAUAACUGCGCUCUCGUUUCUGUGUGUACUGCGGAUAACCUUUCGCUCCUUUUAUUUUCUUCCUACUACCUACAAAUUUGAAAGAGUGUUUUCCAGUCAACAUUGUUAAAACUUUCUAUCGACAUUCGUUUGUAAAUGCUGUAAACCUAGAUUUCCCCUAUACUGAGGUGACAAAAUCAUGGGACACCACCUAUUAUCGUGUUGGACCUCCUUUCGUCCGUCGUAAUGCAGCAACUCGGCGUGGAAGGCAGUCGACAAGUCGUUUGAAAUCCCCUGUAGAAAUACUGAGCCAUGGUGCCUCUAUAGCGGUCCAUAAUUACUAAAGGGUUGGUGGUGCAGGAUUUCGUGCACGAACUGACCUCUCGAUUAUGCCUCAAAUAUUCGUGGGAUUUAUGACGGGUGAUCUGCGUGGCCAUUUCAUCCACUCAAAUUGUCCUGGAUGUUCUGAAAUGACGCUUUGUCAUCCAUAAAAUUCGAUCGUUGUUUCGGAACAUGAAGUCCACGAGUGGCUGCAGACAGUCUCCAAGUAUCCUAACUUAGGCAUCUCUAGUCAAUUACUGGUUCACCUGGAUCACAGGACCCAGUCCGUUCCAUGUAAACACCAUUAAGGAGCCACCAACAGCUUUUACGGUGCCUGGUUAGAAACUUGCGUGAGUUGCUUCGGGAUACUCUGCGCCAGACUCGAAACCCACCAUCAGCUCUUACCAACUGAGACCGGGAAUCAGAGCAGGCCCCGAUUCGCCAGCCGUCCAGGGUCCAACCGAUAUGGUCACGAGCCCAGGAGAGGCCCUGCAGAUACUGUGCCGUUCGCAAAGGCACUCACGUUGGUCGCCUGCUCCCAUAGCCCAUUAACCUCAAAUUUUGCCACAUUGUCCUAACGGAUACGUUCGUCGUACGCCCCAUUUCAAUUUCUGCAGUUAUUUCACAUAGUGUUGCUUGUCUGCUAGCACUAACAACUCUAACACAAAUGCCGCUGCUCUCGGUCGUUAAGCGAAGGCCAUCGGACACUGCGUUGUUCGUGGUGAGAGGUAAUGCCUGAAAUGUGGUAUUCUCGGCACAGUCUUGAUAGAGUGCAUCUUGGUAUGUUGAAUUCCCCAAUGAAAUGCCGCAUGCGUCUAGCUCAAAGUAACAUUCCGCGUACAAAGCCGUGUGGCCAUAAUCACAUCAGAAAGCGUUACAUACUUUUCACAUGUAUCCCCUGAGUACAAAUGACAGCUCCGCCAAUUCAGUACACUGUUGUAUCUUGUGUACACGAUAGUACCGCCAUCUGUGUAUGUCUAUAUCGCCAUCCCAAGACGUUUGUCCCCUUAGUGUUUAUUCUGAGGUAAGUCGUAGGGCUAAUACCGCCUCUAUGUUUCAAAAUUCCUCUGGAACCGAAACUCUACUUCCUCGACGUGGCCUUCCAGCAGUUUUUUUUAUUCUGUUUCUCGUAGCAUCGACGCUCUUCUGUCUCCUCCUACAGUAAUCAUAUCCCGAAAUUUUCUCUCAUUUCAUCCAUUGAUUCUGUGUAGUAAAAGUCAAGCAACAAAUUUUAAGCUACAACCUAUCCGAAAAAGUUCCUGAAGCUUCUUGCUUGACUGUCACUUUAUUUUCCCGUCCAUUUCUUAGUAUUUUUGAUCUGUCUAUGCCACAUGUUAGCAGCGCCAUGUGACACCAGGGAAUAUACGAGAGGUGAAAUAACGACACAACACCGCAUAAGAAAAGUCUGUAGUGUCUCCCACGCCAAAUACAGAGUAUUUCACAAAGUAACUUCGUUGGACGCGGUUCAUGUUAGAAGGCCAGAGGGGUGACUGAUUGUCAGCAGCAUUUUUCUGUUUCCAAAGUGUUUAAUAGUGGUCGAACUACACAAUGUACUUUUUGUCUGGGGAGUAAUAAUGUCAUGCCGCUUUAGAUAGUUUAGCACUUUUGUCUUCUUCAUUCAGAAGGUGCAACACUGAGACACGGUCACUGCUUUAAGAGUAUCGCAGUUGAAAGUAAUCUCUGCUGAAAACUAAUAACGUUAACAAUCUCCAGUCAGCUGGUCAGGUAAAUAUCAAAACACUUUACACCUUAUAUUAUAAUAUACUGGUAUAUUAAUAUUUCCCCCAUCAGAUAUCCGAAUCAGGCCACUGUGUGACCAUAUGUCGUUUCAUUUUAACUGCAGAUUCCUUUUAUUUUUACUUUGUAGAACUUCGAUUCUCUUCAGUCUAGACCUAAACUGGGACGUGGCAAAUAGUUUCUAACUCAAAACUUUUUUGGGAAGUUUAUUCUAUAAGGAGACCUUGGUUAGAACUAGCAAUUGGAUCCAUUAUCAUAGUACUGUCUAUAAAAUACUUUCGUAUGUCGUCCCAAACUACUAAACACACUAUUUUUCAAUACAUUCAUCUCACCCUUCAUUCUUAAAAUAUCAAUGUGAUCGUAUGUUUUGCCAUUGACAAAUAAAUGUGACACCUGUGAAGAGCAUCUAAUGCACAACAGACGGGACACAGAGACAUAAUCACCCUGGUAGCCCUUUUUCUAUUCAUUCUGUCUUCUCAUUUUGAACAUUGUCAGUUAGGUUUGUGAAUUGUCAUUUUUAUUGCUGCCAAUAUUUUUAGCUGCAUUUGAGGACUUGCAGUAUGAACUGUUUAUAAUUACCAGUUUUAGUAGCUCAGGAGAAGAGAAAAAUUUAGUAUUACUUGACAUACUUUUAUACACUUACUUUCGAAUAAUAAUUAUUAUCUGUUGUCAUUGUUCUAUGGGUAAUGUAGGUCUUUUAUUAUUUUCUUAUUAUAUGCUGCCAUUGAUUUAUGAUUCUUUCUGUAUCUAUUAUCGUAUUUUAUCACAUCCUAUGACAGUGGUUUGUAUUUCAAUGUCACUGUGUUUAAUAACUGUUUCCAGAUGACUGAUAUUUUCUAUUUUGUACUGUAUUAGUUUAAGUUUUGUGUGUUACUGCCUUUGACGGGUACUUCUUUUUAUUCAUCUUAAUGUGAGAUUAUGCAGUUUUAAUAAAUCCAAUAUGCAAAAUUC